AUGUCGGAAUCCGACCGGAAUCUCGGCUACCUCACGAAGAAGGAGACGGAGGUGAAGCUGCCCCGUCCAACGCGCGUCAAGAACAAAACCCCGGCGGCGAUUCAAAUCACCGCCGAGCAGAUCCUCCGCGAAGCCCGCGAGCGUCAGGAGGCCGAAAUCCGUCCGCCCAAGCAGAAAAUCACCGACCCCACCGAGCUCGCUGAAUACCGCCUCCGCAAGCGCAAGGAGUACGAGGACCUAAUCCGGCGAGUACGGUGGAACAAGAGCGUCUGGGUGAAGUAUGCCAAGUGGGAGGAGUCACAGAUGGACUUCGCCCGCGCGAGGUCCGUCUGGGAGCGCGCCCUCGAGGUGGACUACAGGGACCAUACGCUGUGGCUCAAGUACGCCGAUUUCGAGAUGAAGAACAAGUUCGUCAACCACGCCAGGAACGUAUGGGACCGCGCCACGGAGCUGCUGCCCAGGGUGGACCAGCUCUGGUACAAGUACAUUCAUAUGGAGGAGGUGCUCGGGAACGUGGCUGGCGCCAGGCAGAUUUUCGAGCGGUGGAUGAGGUGGAUGCCUGAUCAGCAGGGGUGGCUGUCGUACAUAAAGUUCGAGCUGAGGUACAACGAGGUCGAGAGGGCACGGACAAUUUUCGAACGGUUUGUGGAUUGCCAUCCGAAGGUCUCUGCGUGGAUUAGGUUUGCCAAGUUUGAGAUGAAAAAUGGAGAUAUUGCUCGUGCCAGGAACUGUUACGAGAGAGCGGUGGAAAGAUUGGGGGACGAUGAGGAAGCUGAGCUGUUGUUUGUGGCUUUUGCACAGUUUGAGGAGAAGUGUAAGGAGACCGAGCGAGCAAGGUGCAUAUAUAAGUAUGCACUGGACCACAUCCCGAAAGGGAGGGCAGAGGAGCUUUACAUGAAAUUUGUGGGGUUUGAGAAGCAGUAUGGGGACCGGGAGGGGAUCGAGGAUGCCAUUGUUGGGAAGAGGAGGUUUGAGUACGAGGAUGAGGUUAGGAAGAACCCGCUUAAUUACGAUGCGUGGUUCGAUUAUAUCCGGCUGGAGGAAAGCUGUGGGGACAGGCAGAGGAUUGAGGAUGUUUACGAGAGGGCUAUAGCAAAUAUGCCCCCGGCCCAGGAGAAGCGCUAUUGGCAGCGUUACAUAUAUUUGUGGAUUAAUUAUGUUCUGUAUGAAGAGCUUGAGGCACAGGAUGUGGACCGGACAAGAGAUAUAUACAACUUGUGUCUGAAGAUGAUACCUCAUGGAAAAUUUUCAUUUGCGAAGAUUUGGCUGAUGGCAGCUCAGUUUGAAAUACGCCAAUUAAAUAUUGAUCGUGCACGGCGAAUUUUGGGAUCAGCAAUAGGCAUGGCUCCCAAGGAUAAGAUAUUUAAGAAGUACAUUGAGAUAGAGCUGCAGCUUGGUAAUAUAGAACGGUGCAGAAAAUUGUAUGAGAAGUAUUUAGAGUGGUCACCGGAGAACUGCUAUGCAUGGAGCAAGUAUGCUGAGCUGGAAAGAUCCUUGGCCGAGACUGAAAGAGCCAGAGCUCUUUUUGAGCUUGCAAUUGACCAGCCUGCGUUGGACAUGCCAGAGCUUUUGUGGAAGGCGUAUAUUGAUUUUGAAAUAUCUGAAGUUGAAUAUGAGAGAACUAGGGCACUUUAUGAGAGGCUUUUGGACCGUACAAAACAUUUGAAGGUGUGGAUCAGUUAUGCCAAGUUUGAGGCAUCUGCUGCAGAAGAGGGCCUUCAAGAAUCAGAGUUGUCCGAAAGUGAUUAUGAGCAGAAGAAAAAGUGUCUACAACUUGCCAGAGCUGUUUUUGAAAGAGCCCUGAGCUAUUUCCGAAAUUCUGCCCCUGAAUUGAAAGAGGAAAGGGCCAUGCUCUUGGAGGAGUGGUUGAACACGGAAAGCAGCUUUGGCGAGCUUGGUGAUGUUGACUUGGUCAGAGUUAAGCUGCCGAGGAAACUUAAAAAGAGACGGCAUAUAGAAACUGAGGAUGGUCCAGCUGGGUAUGAGGACUAUAUUGAUUAUCUUUUCCCUGAAGAGACUCAGACUACAAACCUCAAAAUCUUGGAAGCUGCAUACAAGUGGAAGAAGCAGAAGAUUGUUUCUUCUGAUGAUGAUUAG
This is a messenger RNA of Striga hermonthica, 2097 nucleotides long. The record is from the annotation of a GenBank genome assembly. NCBI's taxonomy places the organism in Eukaryota, Viridiplantae, Streptophyta, Magnoliopsida, Lamiales, Orobanchaceae.